GCAUGCAACAUAUUAUAAAGUUAUAAACACGCAUCUGUUUCAUUAUACCAAAUUUCAACCGGCCAACAAAUAGAAUUAGACAUUGUAUACACUCUAUAAUUCAAGAAAAAAAAAAGGGGGUAAUAUGAAGCCACCUCCACCUUCUUCAUCAUCUUCAACCUCCAAUCUUAUAAGAAAAGCUCGGUUAUCUCCCUAUCUUUUCACUUUGUUAGCCUUCGUUCUAUUUGUCACCAUCCUCUAUGGUCAAGACCUCGGUUGCAUCCUCGGACAACUUGAUCUUGAUAUUAGCCAAAUUCAACCACCUUCAACUCCAAAGAAGCAUUACAAGAAGCUACCAUUUACAAAAAGCGAAGUGAGGGAGAAUGGGUGUGAUUAUUUUAGUGGACAGUGGGUUUGGGAUCCACUGAACAGGCCAUUGUAUCAAGAAUCAGAAUGUCCGUACAUACAGCCACAACUGACGUGUCAGGAACACGGCCGUCCUGACCGGGACUAUCAGUUCUGGAGAUGGCAACCUCAUGGUUGUUCUCUUCCAAGCUUCAAUGCAUCACUUAUGUUGGAAACAUUACGAAAUAAGAAGAUGAUGUUCGUUGGAGACUCUUUAAAUAGGGGCCAAUAUGUAUCGAUGGUGUGUCUUCUCCAUUCGCUCAUCCCUGACAAUGCUAAAUCCAUGGAAACUUUUGGUUCUUUGACUGUUUUUACAAUGAAGGAUUAUAAUGCAACAAUUGAAUUCUAUUGGGCUCCUUUUUUGCUUGAAUCAAACUCGGAUGAUGCUAUCAUACAUCGUGUUUCUGAUAGAGUUGUAAGAAGAGGAUCCAUUAACAAACACGGAAAGCAUUGGAAAGGAGUUGAUAUUAUGGUUUUCAAUACUUACCUUUGGUGGAUGACUGGCCUUGAUAUGAAAAUCUUGCAAGGAUCGUUUGAUGAUGAAGAGAAAGAGAUAGUAGAAGUGUCGACGGAGGAUGCUUAUAGAAUGGGGAUCAAGAGUAUGUUAAGAUGGGCAAGGAAAAAUAUGGAUCCUAAGAAAACAAGACUUUUCUUCACGAGCAUGUCUCCUUCUCAUCAAAAGAGUCAAGAUUGGGGAGCCGAAGCAGGUGGAAACUGUUACAACCAAACAGAAAUGAUUGCGGAUCCAAAGUAUUGGGGAACCGAUUGUAGGAAAAGCAUAAUGGGAGUACUUGGAGACGUAUUCAGGAAAUCAAGGUUUCCCGUAACGUUUCUAAAUAUCACACAACUCUCACUUUACCGAAAAGAUGCCCAUACUUCGAUCUAUAAGAAACAAUGGAGUCCAUUGACACCCGAACAAAUAGCCAAUCCCACGAGCUAUGCCGAUUGUGUGCAUUGGUGUUUGCCUGGGCUUCAAGAUACAUGGAAUGAGCUCUUAUUUGCCAAGCUCUUUUAUCCUUGAUAUAUAGUGUUUGUUUGAAAUUGAGAUUAUGUAUAAUUGUAUAAAUGCAUCUCAAAAAGGGGGAAAAAUAUGAGAGGUAAAGAAUAUUUCCAUGGGAAGUUUGAACUGGACUUGUAAAUGAGAUUCAAUUGAUUGGGCCAAAUUUUUGAAAGCUCUUACUUA
Messenger RNA from Erigeron canadensis, 1567 nucleotides. Its product is annotated as protein trichome birefringence-like 33. The transcript has 6 exons. Gene Ontology annotation, cellular component: Golgi apparatus. Gene Ontology annotation, molecular function: O-acetyltransferase activity. Bases 125 to 1405 code for a protein of 426 amino acids. The record is from RefSeq and is a predicted model, not a curated record. NCBI's taxonomy places the organism in Eukaryota, Viridiplantae, Streptophyta, Magnoliopsida, Asterales, Asteraceae.